Molecule: messenger RNA, 648 nt
Organism: Vitis riparia (riverbank grape)
Lineage: Eukaryota; Viridiplantae; Streptophyta; Magnoliopsida; Vitales; Vitaceae
Product: MDIS1-interacting receptor like kinase 2-like
Exons: 2
Coding region: 1-648 (215 amino acids)
Biological process (GO): protein phosphorylation
Molecular function (GO): ATP binding; protein kinase activity
Source: RefSeq, a predicted model, not a curated record
AUGGAACGGGGAAGCUUAUUUUGCAUGUUAAGCCAUGAAGUUGAGGCUCUAGAGUUGGAUUGGACUAAGAGGCUGAAUGUUGUCAAAAGUAUUGCCCAUGCUUUAUCUUACAUGCAUCAUGAUUGUUCCCCACCCAUCAUUCACAGGGACAUAUCAAGCAAUAAUGUCCUCUUGAAUUCACAACUUGAAGCUUCUGUAUCAGAUUUUGGUACCGCUAGACUACUAGAUCCUGAUUCAUCCAUUCAGACUCUUCUUGUAGGCACUUAUGGGUAUAUUGCACCAGAGCUUGCCUACACCAUGACUGUAACUAAAAAAUGCGAUGUGUAUAGUUUUGGAGUGGUGGCACUUGAGACAAUGGUGGGGAAACAUCCAAGAGAAGUUAUCACUUCGUUGUCUUCCUCCUUAGGUCAAGAUAUAUUGUUGAGGGAUGUAUUAGAUCCACGCCUUGCACUUCCAGAAAACCCACAAGUUGCUAAAGAUAUAGUUUUUGUGGUGUUUUUGGCACUUAAAUGCAUCCAUUCAAAUCCACAAUCCCGUCCAACAAUGCAACAGAUAUCCUACAAGCUUCUUGGUGACAUUCCAUUUCCUAAAUUGCCAUUUUAUGCAAUUUCACUUUAUGGACUAAAUUAUGAAGAAAAUGUAAUUUAA